CUCAUCACCUGGGUUCUAUAUUAGCGUGUUGUUUUCUUCUCGCAAAGUAAAUCAGCAAGUUACUCUACGAUGAAGCUUCUGCUACUGUGUUUAUGUGUUGCCGUGGCACAGGGCUCUCUCGCCCCACUCCGUAUGGCAAAGACCAGAGGUAUACCAGGUAGCUACCUUGUCACAGUUAAGGACGCGUCUCUCGUGGACCAAGUGGCCAAAGAAAUCGAGGACUCUUUUUCCAACAUGCGAGCCCCGAUUGGUCAAAUGAAGAGGUUCCGUCUAGCCUUGCCAGCUGUGUCUCUCCGUAUCCCAGCACAUCUUGUCAAUCUCAUCCGCUCCAUCGAUGGUAUCAAAUCCAUCGACCAACACAUGCUUGGAUGGACAGCUGCAAUGGUAACUCAGAAUCACCCAACAUGGGGCAUAGAUCGCAUUGACUCCAGAACUGACGGUGUCAAUAGUCAGUACACAUACGACGAUACCAAGAUUGGUGCAGGUGUAGGGAUAUAUUUCUUGGACACCGGCGUUCAAAUUGGACACAACGAGUUCCAAGGUCGAGCCCACGUCAUUUAUGGGAAAGAAGAUGACCAAGGGCAUGGUACUCACUGUGCUGGAACAGCAGCUGGCCAUGGCUACGGGAUAGCACGCAAAGCUAACGUGUUUAGUGCAAGGGUUUGUGAGCCAACUGGGUGCGCUACCAAUGACUUCAUCGAGGGUGCCGAAGCUAUUAUAAAGCAUGCCAAUGGAAACCCAGGUGUUGUUUCAAUCUCGCUGGUAUUUCCUGCCUGGCAAGGUAUCGAUGACGCUACGCAGAGUCUGCUGGAUCGUGGAUUGACUGUGUCCGUUUGCGCGGGAAACGAUAACUGGGACGCAUGUCAGUACUCACCACAGCGGGUCGAUGGGGUCUUCACCGUUGCAGCUUCUGACCAUUUGGACAGAAGAGCCGUAUUCUCCAACUACGGCUCUUGUGUUGAUAUCUUCGCACCUGGUGUGGACAUUAUCAGUGCUGGCUAUAGUACCGCUAGCGAUCACUUAGUUUCUUCUAUGUCCGGUACUUCCAUGGCGUGUCCCCAUGUUUCAGGUGUCGCUGCACAGUACAUUGGUGUCAACAGAUCCAUGACUAACAAACAAAUCAAGGAGAAAAUGCUGAUAGAUGCAACACCUAAGGUUAUCAGAGACUCAAAGAGUGACAACCUGUUUCUCUAUAAUGGCGCAGUGUAGAACAUCAAGAGUCAACAUCCAAUAUCACGUCCACCAUAAAUGCAACUAAUUGUUUUCAAAUUAUUCUUCGAAAUAAAAGAAGUUGGUUUUAAAGAUCCCGAACCAACAAACUGAAACGAGGUCACAGACUAAAAGUUUAGCCUUUUAAGCAAAAAUUCUAACAGACUUUGCGGUCCAUAACUUCAUUGAAGGAAACUUUAAUGGGAGACUUUUGGGACGCUUGGUGGCAGCAGACUUACCAGGUAAAUUCCAUUGUGUCCGGUAAACUGCGCAUGCUCAGAACUACGUAAACAAUGGUUAUUUACCUGGUGAGUCUGCUGUCAUCUAGCGUUCCCAAAGUCUCCAAUUGGGCGGGGUUGUUUCUGAUGGGUUAAUUUAUGUACCAACAAACUAACAUUCGGACCAUCUAAUCAAUACACACAUGACAUCGUGUGUUCGGCAUUAACUGUUUUCUGCAUGGCCCAGUAAAAUUUACUUUGCCUAAGCAUUACAUUGUUUGAUUAAGAACAUCUACAAAAAAUGCCAAUGCAAUAUAGUACGAAGAUAUGGGUGACUUGGACUUAACAUGAAAUAAGUUUAAUAGAUUGGGAGAAAAUUAAUGAUGUCCAUGAGAAAAAGAAAGAAAUAAACUAACAUGUCAUGUGUUGGUUCAAUGAGAAGCUUGAGUUUAGAGUUUAAUAAACGACUUAUCAAA
Asterias rubens (European starfish) is the source of this 1903-nucleotide messenger RNA. RefSeq names its product extracellular serine proteinase-like. The record is from RefSeq and is a predicted model, not a curated record. The transcript is spliced from 9 exons. NCBI's taxonomy places the organism in Eukaryota, Metazoa, Echinodermata, Asteroidea, Forcipulatida, Asteriidae. Gene Ontology annotation, molecular function: serine-type endopeptidase activity. Bases 70 to 1209 code for a protein of 379 amino acids. Gene Ontology annotation, biological process: proteolysis.